Daphnia magna is the source of this 5287-nucleotide messenger RNA. Its product is annotated as leucine-rich repeat and immunoglobulin-like domain-containing nogo receptor-interacting protein 3. The transcript has 6 exons. The record is from RefSeq and is a predicted model, not a curated record. Bases 115 to 1302 code for a protein of 395 amino acids. Gene Ontology annotation, cellular component: membrane. Lineage: Eukaryota; Metazoa; Arthropoda; Branchiopoda; Diplostraca; Daphniidae.
UCAUCACAUUCUGGGCAAAAGAGCCCUUCUACAGUAAACGCCAUUCUAAUACCAUCGUGUGCAUUGCCUAUUGUAAACACCUUGUCAGAAGUUUUCUGAAAUAAGAGUAUCACAAUGCAAUUGGUCUACAACUCUUUGCAGAUUAUUGCCUUUGGGAUUCUUGUAGCAAUUUAUGGAUUAGUUGUAGCAAACCCAUUAGCAGCCAGGGAUGAAGUCCAGCGUGGUGCCUGCCCAGAAGAUUAUUCUCCGUGUUCGUGCGAUCUAACUUCCAAUGGACUAGAAGUCGUUUGUGCUGACGUAUCCCUAGAAAACAUCCAUGAUGUUUUUUAUCGGACUCAAAGUCUCUAUCUUUAUUCGGUGUUGUUGACGGUCACCUCCUUUUCGGGCACGGUCAUGUUGCCUCCCGAUGUUCUGAAAGACAAACGAGCUCAACACAUUUAUCUGAGAUGUCCAUCAACUUCAGCCAAACUUAAUUUAAUUAUCGAUUCAGCUUCUUUUGAAUUUACACGUUUCAACACGACUAUCUUUGAAAUUCACGACUGCGAUCUUUCAGCUCAAGCGGACAUGAAUUUCUUAAAAGGUUUCGUAGUUCUCCAUACCCUGAGCAUUGUAAACACAUGGAAUGUUGAUGCCAUUGUGAGCCUACCUACUAGCACCUUACUCGCCAUCAAGGAACUGACCAUCUCACGUUGCACGGGAUUGGGAAACGUCGUUUUUCCCGACUUGACUCCAGCCAGAUUAGAACGGCUAUAUCUCGACGGCAACAACUUGGACGAUCCGCAAGUCAAUAACAUUUUAAUCUCGAUUGGCAGUUCUUCGUCGUCCAGUUCGUUGGAACAACUGUCUUUAGCGGGCAACGCGUUGUCCAAAGUGCCGAGGAUCGCCGCGUUCUCGCAAUUGGUUACGUACGAAGUGUCCAACAACGACAUCGCGUUUAUGAGCCUAUCGACGUUGAUUUUCAGCUCUCCCGUCCACUUUCUCGGCCUUAAAAAUGUUUCGCUGACAGCCAUCGAAGGCGGUGCUUUUCAAGGUAACUACACGUAUGCCCAGGUGAACUUGGAGAACAACAAAUUGACUGCCUUCAGGGAGGACGUAUUCAAAUCGAUGCUGCAACAGAUGACGGUUCAACCACCUGCCGUAGGAGGCCAAGUCAUUGUUACUGGAAAUCCAUUCGACUGUGGCUGCGGAUUAGCCUGGCUGAUUCGCGACAAUCAACCUCUUAUCCCUAGCGUCAAAAACGGAGUUUGCGGUGGAUUCUUUAGAUUCGAAGACCUCAAUCCCGAUGCUUACGCAAAUUGUUAGACACGUUUGAUAUUGAAGCAACAACACGUUUCCUUAAACGACUUGUAGAAAGUUCCAGACGAUGUACGGGAAAAUGUAGAACAUGAGGGCAAAAUCUAUACGACGUAAGGUUCUUUUAUCAACGUCAAUUAUGGUUUUUGAAGAUAUUGAUGGCAACCACUUCCUUCCCUUGAAGUUGGUGGCACAUUAUCCUCAUAGUUAUCAUACUCUAUAUUUCCGUUAAUUAACGGAGUGAGGCAGGACGUGCGCAUUUGGGUUUCUAGACGGAAAUUUGAGGUCUGGGAAUGUUAAUUCAUAAUGGCACUAGGUACUUCAUUCUAUUUGCGUCAUUGUAUUUACUUCAAUUAGAAAUGACAGACUGUCAACGAAACCCACAUAAGGUCUGUAAACGUUUAUCGAAAACAUGUUUCAUGUUAUGUUGAAACAGCGUAGAUCCUUGAGCACGCCCCUUAGGCCCUUUUCGAGGCCGAAAUGCCUAACAUUCAUCAAAUUCAUUUGCAUAAUCCAGCAAAGGUGCGAUUGGGAAGAAGGACUGCUGGUCGUGGUCGACAACUAUUAAAUCGAUACAGUUACGAAUGACGAAGAAGAGUUUUAAGUUUUGAAUUGUAUACAGUAAAUGGUUGUGGAGAUGUUGUUUUGGGGGAAAUGGCUGGAAUUGGUGUCGCCCCGGUUGCAGUCGGUGUGACUGUUGGUUGGACGGUGACAAAGGACACAGUUUUUGAUUCCGUCUUGACCCAAAAUGUAUUGAAUUCUUGUACAAAAGUGGUCCUGUGUCGCACCAGCGGACGAAAAAUAAUUUCCACAAUUUCUGAUUUUUAAGCGAUGCAAUUUCUCACCUGAAGACAAUUUGACCUGCAAAAGUUUUCGGCCGAAUCCAUUCCACCUUUACUGAUUUCUUAUCGUUAUUCAGCUUAUGAGUGACGGCAUUCUGUCAUUGUUGAUUCAUCCGCCAAUCAAUUGGGGGAAAAACAUUAAUUUCAACAUUUUGUUUGCAUACAGACGUUCCCAUUGCAUCAUCUGCUACGAUAGCUGUUGCAGGUGCAAACGCCUAUACCUGUUUCACUAAUUGUGUAGAAAAGAAUUUUGUUUUACCUGGUCGCCAUCGAUGCAGCUGAUUAGUCUGCCGUCACUGGGCACCUGAAAGAUGCCGAUUGGUUUGGCCGUGGUUGAAUUGUCAUCCUUGUCGAAUGCCAUGACAAGGAAACCUGAUUUGAAUUGAUACGUUCCAUUCAUGUUACAUUACCGUGUUUCUCAAUCGGCAAGUCAUUUACCUUUGAACGUAGUCACUCCAUUACGAGCCCGUAAUUCAAGACGCACCACAUUGUCCACCAAGACAGUCUCCUGUUAAUGAAAAGACAAUCAAAAUAGUUCGUGAAAACUGUCUCGUUUUGUCGUGUUAUACCUCAUUAAAAAUGUGCGUAAAGAAAGGAGACGUGGAAAGAGGCUGUGGAUCGACAGAAUGUCCCGGUUUCAUGGUUGAGCAGGAAGCAGUUGGUGCUCCGUUAGGAAAUCCAUCGACGCGAAUAAUCAAUGGCAGAAUGAGCAACCCAUAGGCAGCAAAAGCGAAUACGUCCAUCGUGGAUGGGCACGUUUUAUUUACUGAAACUCCGUGUCUUUUUUUGGUUUUAAUAAAAGUCGACCCGGAUUCGUCAGUUCAUGCACGUAUUUCAACGAUGGCCAGGAAAUAGAGGUUACUUCUCGUUUAUCGCAAACAAUUGCAGUAGGUUCAUUAUUCAGUGGGACACCAACUUAGUUCUAAUUGUUUUCCCCACAGUGACAUUUUUUGGUUUGUUCGUUGUAUUGGUUAGCGGUUGAACGUAUUCCGUUUUAUAUAUAUGUCCUAGUGCUGUUUAAUCUAACAUCGAUUCCGUCCUGUCGCAAUGUCCUGUCAAAUACCCCGUACUGUACAAUAGUGUUGUGUAAAGCUUUUCCUCUUCUUAUUUAACGAAUAUCCGUCACGCGGGAUACGCAACAUUUAAGAUAUUUCUUAGCAUUUGUGUAUUUAGAUGUAACGUUUUUGUUCGUGCUGAUAAUCUUGGAAGAAACUCAACAACGAACUUGACUUCUCUUAGGUUUGUUACGUUGGUUCCAGGUAGACGUGGAUGUAAUGCUGCCAUCCACGUUUCGUUUCACGCUUGAGGCCGGUCCCAAAUUCUGCCAGUUGUUUGGCAGUUCUAUCGUCGUUCCUCUCCAAUGAGUAUUCGACGUUCCAUCCGGCCGCGUUGUCCUUACACACGUCACUUCCCAUCCCGACUCUCCUGCGUUACAUAAUUGCAAUUUCUUCAGUAAGGCUGUUACAAAAUUAACGAUCGAAUGGUUAAUUGUGUUAUUCAAUAGCUACUGACCACGAGUUGCCGAGAUGAAAGCCAAGAGAAAGAGGCAGCAAACCCCGAGUUUCUUAAUAGUCAUUUUUCAAAUAUAAUAAUGCGUUAGUUAUAGUUGGCUCAGCAAACCAAUCUGAAGAAGACAGAGCCGUUCGACUUUGACAACUGGGAACGAAUGUUUACCCAGCGCCAGUUUUAUAUGCCAAUGGAUUGCCGUCUUUAAUAUUCGAACAUUUUUUUGCGGUUUUCUGUCAAACUUGUGGUAGCAGUUGCUAUCGAAUCUCCACAUCCCGAAGAGGUGGUCGAGAGGCUUAUACCUCUUUAAAAUAAUCCAAGCACUGCACUAUUAUUGUCACAUCAUUUUUAUCUGAUCUCGGGCAUCAGUCUAGAAUAACCCAACUAUAGAACCGUUUCAAGAAGAAACUCGCCUUAUAUUUUCUAUACUGUGGAUCUGAUAGAAGCAUCGAAAUUUAUUUUGGUCUUGAGCAGCACCGCUCGUCAUUAACAUGAGGUGUAAACUUCGUGUAGAUUGGAAGCAACUAGUAAGUAUACCUUUUUCCACAUCCGGUUCCUACACAAGUACACACUGAUCCGUUCGUGUAAGUUGCAUCCUGGAACGCAUUUUAUUUCUGCCUAGCCCCUUAGCUCUGCAAACCAAUUUCGUUAUUUACAUCGUAUAGUGCACAUGUGGCGGCACAAACUGGGGCGGAUGCUAAACACCUGGUGCACAGGUUCGAAACUUUGGCCAACAUUGCUCGGUUUCCACUCCAAUAACUUCAAAAAUGUUCUUAUCAACUGGUGUUUGAAAAAUCCAGAACUUUACAGGUUAUACGUGAAUACAACACGAUGGGUUAUUGAAGCCACCUGAAACGCACAUGUGCUGCGCCAUCUGAUUAACACCCAACAGAAACGCAGCAGUUCCAACGAAAAAUAAGGCAUUAAUCAUAACUGUCUAAUCCCCCUCUUGCCAUUCAGUUGUGGGUAUAAGAUAGCUUGCCUCGAACGUCGUUUAGUCAAUUCGUAUACGUUCCAAUUGAUGGAACUGCUGCUUCUUCUUCUUCUCUAGUCACUAUGAAGUACCUGGUGAGUUUGAUUGUUUUAGUCGUCAUCGCUGUUGUCGUCGAGUCCCACGCAUCCUCCGACGUCGGCGCUCAAAGGCUCGGUCGGAAGGGUGACGACACCCCAAAAGGAUCGACGCCCAAAGGCUUGAAAGGUUCAACGCCUUCCGGAAUAAAAGGAUCCACCCCGAAGGGACUCAAAGGAUCGACGCCAUCCGGAAUAAAAGGAUCAACGCCUAAAGGAUCGAAAGGCUCGACUCCUUCUGGAAUAAAAGGAUCCACCCCGAAAGGACUCAAAGGAUCGACACCGUCCGGAGUAAAAGGAUCAACACCUAAAGGACUGAAAGGGUCCACUCCUUCACGAAUUACACGAUCGACAACAAGACGUACGACUGCAUUUUCUGGCUAAUUUCUGAAUGAAACUAAUCUCCCGUUUUCUUCUACCCCAUUUAUACGAUUGUCUUGUCAUGGCUAAGAAAAUGAUUAUUUGAAAAAUACCCUCUCUUUUAUGAUAUACCUAAGAUUACAUUGGAUUGUUCUUAUUGGCUUAAUUGGCGCUGUAUAGUUGAUGCUUUCAUCAAUACAUCAAGUUAGCUGCUUCAA